Molecule: messenger RNA, 893 nt
Organism: Setaria italica (foxtail millet)
Lineage: Eukaryota; Viridiplantae; Streptophyta; Magnoliopsida; Poales; Poaceae
Product: 14 kDa proline-rich protein DC2.15
Exons: 1
Coding region: 94-483 (129 amino acids)
Source: RefSeq, a predicted model, not a curated record
CCUCCUCACUGAGCUUAUUCCCAUCCAGUUGCACCAGCAUUCUCCUACCCCCCGUGUGUAAGAGCACUCUCUGGGUUUUACAGUACUGUCGCCAUGGCAUCCAAGGCCUUCCUCCUCGUCGCCCUCGUCCUGGUCCUCUUCACGGUGACCAACGCCUGCGGCGGCGGCUGCCCGACGCCAACGCCACCAACGCCGACGCCGCCGUCACCGUCACCGUCGAGCAAAGGCAAGUGCCCCAAGAACGCGCUCAAGCUCGCGGCGUGCGCCAACGUGGCCGGCCUCGUGAGCGCCGAGGUCGGCCAGCCGCCCGCCGAGCCAUGCUGCAGCAUCCUCGGCGGCCUCGCCGACCUCGAGGCCGCCGCCUGCCUCUGCACCGCCAUCAAGGCCAACGUGCUCGGCAUCAGCCUCGACAUCCCUGUCAAGCUCAGCCUCAUUGUCAACUACUGUGGCAAGAACCUCCCCAGUGGUUUCAUAUGCGCUUGAUAGCUACGCGGUUACGUACUCGCAUGCAACACGCACGCAUGAAUACGGGCAGUGUUUGUUCGUGAGUGCAUGCUGCAUGCAUCGCGUUUGUUUUCGCCGAAUUUUCUUUUGUCUGCUUGCUUUGUCUGCCCGGUGGUUCUGAAUGUAGAACCACGGACGGAUCAACAAUAAUGUGUGAGUUGAUUGUUUGUGUUUUGCCUUUUUCACCUUUUUCAUCCUUCCUCCCUCUAAUUGUAUGGCUAUGGAGAUUUUCUUCUCCAAGGUCCAAGCUAGGAAAUGCAUAUGCAUGUAAUCUAUUUUAGUUUUUAGUGUGCUGUGUUUAUCUCAUUGUCGUAAUUGCUUGUAGUUGAUUCCAUGGAUUGUAUGUACUGCAAGCAAAAGUUUGGACGAGCAAGGGUUAAUUUCCGUUA